Molecule: messenger RNA, 2077 nt
Organism: Calypte anna (Anna's hummingbird)
Lineage: Eukaryota; Metazoa; Chordata; Aves; Apodiformes; Trochilidae
Gene: HADHA
Product: hydroxyacyl-CoA dehydrogenase trifunctional multienzyme complex subunit alpha
Biological process (GO): fatty acid beta-oxidation
Cellular component (GO): mitochondrion; mitochondrial fatty acid beta-oxidation multienzyme complex
Molecular function (GO): NAD+ binding; long-chain (3S)-3-hydroxyacyl-CoA dehydrogenase (NAD+) activity; enoyl-CoA hydratase activity
Source: RefSeq, a predicted model, not a curated record
AUGAUGCUGGGGCCAAGUGUGAAGCCUCCAGAAGCAAGGACCAUGGAGUACCUGGAGGAGAUAGCCAUUGACUUUGGAGGACUGGCCAACAGAACCAUGUCUGCCAAGAGAUCCAAAGGGCUGGUACAGAGGAUCACAGACUAUGCCAUGGCCCUGCCAUUCGUCAGGCAGCAAGUCUACAAGACAGUGGAGAGCAAAGUUCAGAAGCAAACCAAAGGACUCUACCCUGCCCCUCUAAAGAUCAUCGAGGUUGUAAAGACAGGGCUGGAUCAGGGCCGUGAUGCUGGGUACCUCACUGAGUCCCAGAGCUUUGGCCAACUUGCAAUGACAAAGGAAUCCAGGGCCCUGAUUGGACUUUACCACGGGCAGGUGCAGUGCAAGAAGAACAAGUUUGGGGCACCCCAGCGAGAGGUGAAGACCCUGGCAGUGCUGGGAGCAGGGCUGAUGGGAGCUGGGAUUGCCCAGGUGUCAGUGGACAAAGGGCUGAAGACCAUUCUGAAGGACACAGCUCAGCAAGGCCUGGACAGAGGACAGCAGCAGAUCUUCAAGGGGCUGAACAGCAAGGUGAAGAAGAAGAGUCUGACAUCCUUUGAGAGGGACUGCAUCCUCAGCAACCUGACAGGCCAGCUGGACUACAAGGGCUUUGAGAAGGCAGACAUGGUGAUUGAGGCUGUGUUUGAGGACAUCAACAUCAAACACAAAGUGCUGAAGGAAGUGGAGGCUGUGAUCCCUGCUCACUGUAUCUUUGCCAGCAACACCUCAGCUCUGCCCAUCAGCCAGAUUGCUGCUGCCAGCAAGAGGCCAGAGAAGGUGAUUGGGAUGCACUACUUCUCCCCCGUGGACAGGAUGCAGCUCCUGGAGAUCAUCACCACAGAGAAAACCUCCCAGGACACAGCUGCUUCUGCUGUUGCUGUUGGCCUCAAGCAGGGCAAGGUGGUCAUCGUGGUCAAGGAUGGACCUGGCUUCUACACCACCAGGUGCCUGGGCCCCAUGCUGGCUGAAGUGGUCCGGGUUCUCCAGGAGGGCUUUGACCCAAAGAAGGUGGAUGCCAUCUCCACAGCCUUUGGGUUUCCCGUGGGUGCUGCCACCCUCAUUGAUGAGGUGGGGGUGGACGUGGCCACACACGUGGCUGAGGACCUGGGCAAAGCCUUUGGAGAACGUUUUGGAGGAGGCAGCAUCGAGUUGUUCAAGCUCAUGGUGGAAAAAGGCUUCUUAGGUCGGAAGGCUGGGAAAGGUUUCUACAUCUACCAGGAGGGGGUGAAGAACAGGAGUGUGAAUUCUGGCAUGGAGGAGAUCCUGGCACGGUUCAAUGUGCCAGCCAACCCCGAGGUGUGCACAGAUGAGGACAUCCAGAUGCGCCUGGUGAGCAGGUUUGUGAACGAGGCAGCCAUGUGCCUGCAGGAGGGGAUCCUCAGCAGCCCCGUGGAGGGGGACAUUGGUGCUGUCUUUGGCUUGGGCUUCCCACCCUGCCUGGGAGGUCCCUUCAGGUAUGUUGACUCCUAUGGACCCAAGCAGAUGGUGGAGAAGCUGAGGAAGUACGAGGCUGUCUAUGGCUGCCAGUUCACCCCCUGCCAGCUCCUGCUGGACUAUGCCAACAGCCCGGGCAAGAAGUUCCACCAGUGAGCAGUGCCCAGCACCCCUCCCUUGCCUGGCACAGCUCCAGCCAGAGGGCACCACCACCCCUCCACCGACACCCCCUUCCCCAGGCUGACCUGCCAAGCACCCAGGAGGAGGGGCAGGAGGUGGCAGGGGGUGGCCUGGGGGCUUUGCAGUCAUUUCAAGUGCCUUAUCAGCUGCUGUGUGUUGGGCACCUCCAUCCCCUGGGCCUGGUGCCUCCUCCUGGCUGGGGCAGAGCUGUUCAUCCCUCUCCCCUUCCCUGCUGCCACCUCCAGAGCUCCUCUGCAGCUCCAGCAGCACAGCUGGCCCUGAGGCUUUGCCUUCCUCCGAGAGAAAUAAAUCCCCAUCUCCUGGGUUCUUUUGGACUUCUUCCACUCCUGCUUCUCCUCGCUGGGGCUGCUGUGGCCUCCUCAGCUGCCAAGGAAGGGAACCGAGUCGGAAAUAAAGCGUUCAGGCAAUC